Acanthoscelides obtectus is the source of this 217-nucleotide messenger RNA. The record is from the annotation of a GenBank genome assembly. NCBI's taxonomy places the organism in Eukaryota, Metazoa, Arthropoda, Insecta, Coleoptera, Chrysomelidae.
GAAUAUUUUGUAUUGAAUAUUCUGUGUAUGCCACAGCUCAUAGGUGGUAGAUGGUCUCUGACUGUCGAACGCGGAGGUACCACCCGGCGGCUCUCGUAGGCGGAGCCAGAAUGUGUGCAUGUUGCAUGCACACGUGUUGCCUCGCCAGAGUCCGUGUGGCGUCCCCCCCUUUUCCAUGUAUCCCCCACGGUACCCAAUGGGUGCUUAGGACUUAGGC